Molecule: messenger RNA, 2199 nt
Organism: Cuscuta europaea
Lineage: Eukaryota; Viridiplantae; Streptophyta; Magnoliopsida; Solanales; Convolvulaceae
Source: the annotation of a GenBank genome assembly
AAUGAAGAGGACUUUAGGGAUGAUAAACUCAGGUUUCGAUUGUUUAAUCACAAUCACACCAUCACAAAACUUGAGUUCGCCGAACACUUUGGUAUUCCGGUCCCGUACCAAAAAUCUAUAUCCGACAAUACCGCCUUCGGCCACACCCUAUGGACCAAGAUGACCGGGGAGACUAAAUUUAGCUCCUCCCAACUCUACAUUAGUCAUGUCCAACAUCCCGUCCUACACCUCUUUUUGAAAUUCCUUGCCAAUUCCUUGCUUGGACGUCCCAACAACCAUCAUACAAGGAUGGGGGAUGUAUGCCUCAUCUCGGUAGCCUUAUUCCGUACCCACGUGGAUUUCAACCUAUGUAAUCUCAUGUGGGCACAUCUAAAAAAAGAGAGCGUGGCAAAGGGUGCUAUUGUAGUGGGCGGGGUGAUUAUGCACUUGGCCACAAAGUUCGGGUAUACGGAUGACUCUCCUAUACCCGACUACUGUUUGAUGAACAUAUCUUGGCUGGGCCACUCGGGCUGUACAUCUUUUUCACACACCGUUUAUGGCGAAGAAAGGCCCAGAAAUAUGUACAACUGGCACAUCCACCCCAAACCCCUCAAAUACUUCCUCUUGCCCAACCCAGAACUCCCCAACUCCACUUCAAAACAGGAAGAGCGGAGCAACAUUACCUCUUCCCAAACGCCCUCCCACCACAUCUCCAGGAACCGGAACAGGAACCUCCCCAUAACCAACCCGAUUACGAGCCCUAUGAGCAACUCCAUAGCCAUCCAACCAUGAGCCAGGACUUCCCAGAACAGAACCAAAACCCUCCACCAUCCGACUUCUUUCAACAACUUCUGGAGGGUCCACAACAACUUCUUUCGGGAAUAGCCCAAAUGGACAACCGGCUCAACCGAUUAGAGGAUGAGCAAAGAGCCGGUUUUCAAAGAUUGGAGGAUGAGCAAAGAGCCGGCUUUCAACGAAUGGAGGAGCUCAGGGAGGCCGAUAGACAUCGGUAUGAGGAAGACCAACAUAGGUUCUACGGACCUAUGUACUCUUAUAUGGCACAACAGGGAUCCUUCCAUACCAUGGCGAACCCCCUCCACCACCCUCAUGGUAUGACCCCACUCAUUGGGGUAACUUUGGAGGAUCAGGCUCCGGGGGUGGAGGGUACGACGGCGGAGAUGGCAGGACACCUACAUGGGAGAUGGUGGCCAAGGGAGCGGCUUUGGAGGGAGCUACUACGGGAGGAGAAGGCAGGCACUAGGGACAGUGGUUGAUUCAAGUGCGGGGGAGACACUCAUGAUGGCACUCAUUGUAUCCUUAUGAAGAAUAAGAAGAUUCAAGAUAAAGAAGAAGAGAGGAGGAGAAAAGAAGAUAACACUAGGAGGCCAUUAAACCCAAGAUGCUCUUUUGUAAUUUGAGUUUAAAACUCAUUUUUCUUUAUCAUCCUUGGUGGUCUUUGUGUUUGUAUUGUGUUUUUGUUGAACUGUGGAACUUUUGGACAAACAUUGACACUUGUAAACAUUUGAUCUUACUCGAGACGAGUAAAGGUUUAAGUGUGGGGGAGUUGAUACGUUCGUAAUUUCCAUAUUUAUGUUUACGUUUUUAAUUAGUUUUGCUUGACUUUUACUUUGGAAAUUACACACUUUUGGUGUAAAUAGAUUAGAUUGUUAAAUUCUUGUAAAUAGGUUAGAUUAGAUAUAUUCUGAGCUCAAGCAGGUUUUGGUCACUCAAAGCACAGUUGGUGAACCCAAAAAGUGAAAAGAAGGUGCAAAAGUUCAAAGACAAAAGAAGAUCUUGAAUUUUGGUCUAUACUCGGUCGAGUAUUAGCUAUACUCGAUCGGGUAUUAGGUUGGAACUUCAAAUCGGAUCAGAUCCGAAGACAAGGGAACAUGCAGGGAAGAUUUCGGCCACGAUUUUAUGUCUAUACCCGAUCGGGUAGACCGACAUACCCGAUCGGGUAUGCCUUUGAAUUGCAAACGAAGAUCGGUCGAGUAUGGUCCGAAUACCAUUUUCUAAGCAUACUCGACCGGGUAUUCAUAUAUACUCGAUCGGGUAUACUCUUAGAAAAUAGCCUGAAACCGGUCGAGUAUGCCUCGGAUCGAGUGUUACACACAUACUCGAUCGGGUACCAUGUAUAUACCCGAUCGAGUACCCGAAUUAGCUCCCAAAAGCCUAUAAAUACACCUCCUUUCCUUCACAAAAAGAUAUCCAAUCCCUUUG